AUGGCGGACCGCAGCCUGGAGGGCAUGGCGCUGCCGCUGGAGGUGCGGGCGCGGCUGGCGGAGCUGGAGCUGGAGCUGUCGGAAGGUGACAUCACACAGAAAGGAUAUGAAAAGAAGAGGUCGAAAUUAAUUGGCGCCUACCUGCCCCAGCCUCCGACAGCGAACGGAGCUGCGGUGGCCCGGUGUAGACUACAGCACAGUGAAGGCGCCCCGAGGAGAACGCCACACUCCGGCCACAUCGGGGUGUGUGACAUCAGAGAAGCCGCUGGCAGGGAGCGGGUGGCCAGCACCGCAGGAAACCGGCCUCUGUUUUACUUUCGUUUCGGGGUGGAUCAAGCUUUGCCGCCAGAGCGCCGGGCUCCCGUUACUCCUUCCUCCUCCUCUCGCUACCACCGCCGAAGGUCCUCAGGGUCAAGAGAUGAGCGCUAUCGGUCAGACGUCCACACAGAAGCUGUUCAGGCAGCGCUUGCGAAACACAAAGAAAGGAAGAUGGCAGUGCCUAUGCCUUCCAAACGCAGGUCCUUGGUUGUGCAGACCUCGAUGGAUGCCUACACACCUCCAGAUACCUCCUCUGGUUCGGAAGACGAAGGCUCUGUGCAGGGUGACUCCCAAGGGACACCCACCUCCAGCCAGGGCAGCAUCAACAUGGAGCACUGGAUCAGCCAGGCCAUCCAUGGCUCCACCACCUCCACAACCUCUUCCUCAUCCACCCAAAGUGGAGGCAGCGGUGCCGCCCACAGGCUAGCCGAUGUCAUGGCCCAGACGCACAUAGAAAAUCACUCUGCACCUCCUGAUGUAACCACGUACACCUCAGAGCACUCAAUACAAAUAGAAAGGCCACAAGGCUCAACGACAUCACGGACUGCACCAAAGUACGGCAAUGCCGAGCUCAUGGAGACUGGCGAUGGAGUGCCCGUAAGUAGCCGGGUAUCAGCAAAAAUUCAACAGCUUGUCAAUACCCUCAAACGACCAAAACGACCACCAUUACGAGAAUUCUUUGUUGAUGACUUUGAAGAAUUGUUAGAAGUUCAACAACCAGAUCCGAACCAGCCAAAGCCGGAAGGAGCACAGAUGUUAGCUAUGCGAGGGGAGCAGCUAGGUGUGGUUACGAAUUGGCCCCCGUCUUUAGAAGCUGCAUUACAGCGAUGGGGAACCAUCUCACCAAAGGCCCCGUGCUUGACUACGAUGGACACAAAUGGGAAACCCUUGUACAUCCUCACCUACGGCAAACUCUGGACAAGAAGUAUGAAGGUUGCUUACAACAUUCUGCAUAAAUUAGGUACAAAGCAAGAACCAAUGGUGCGACCUGGAGACAGGGUGGCAUUGGUGUUCCCCAACAACGACCCUGCUGCAUCCAUGGUGGCCUUCUACGGCUGCCUGCUGGCUGAGGUCGUUCCUGUGCCCAUAGAAGUACCACUCACGAGAAAGGACGCAGGAAGCCAGCAAAUCGGCUUCUUGCUUGGCAGCUGUGGGGUUACUGUUGCCUUGACCAGCGACGCCUGCCACAAAGGACUGCCAAAGAGCCCCACAGGGGAGAUCCCGCAGUUCAAAGGUUGGCCAAAGCUAUUAUGGUUUGUCACCGAGUCAAAACAUCUCUCUAAACCUCCUCGAGACUGGUUUCCACACAUCAAAGAUGCAAAUAAUGAUACCGCAUAUAUUGAGUAUAAGACGUGCAAGGAUGGAAGUGUGCUCGGGGUGACGGUGACAAGGAUUGCACUGCUGACCCAUUGCCAGGCUCUGACACAGGCGUGUGGCUACACAGAAGCUGAAACAAUUGUGAAUGUGUUGGAUUUCAAGAAAGAUGUUGGGCUCUGGCAUGGAAUCCUCACAAGCGUCAUGAACAUGAUGCACGUGAUCAGCAUCCCAUACUCACUGAUGAAGGUGAACCCGCUCUCCUGGAUUCAGAAGGUCUGCCAGUACAAAGCAAAAGUGGCCUGUGUUAAGUCCAGGGACAUGCACUGGGCGCUGGUAGCACACAGGGAUCAAAGAGACAUCAACCUCUCCUCUCUGCGGAUGCUGAUCGUGGCCGAUGGCGCAAACCCCUGGUCUAUUUCUUCCUGCGAUGCAUUUCUCAAUGUCUUCCAAAGCAAAGGCCUGCGCCAGGAGGUCAUCUGUCCCUGCGCCAGCUCACCAGAGGCACUCACUGUGGCCAUUCGGAGGCCCACGGAUGACAGCAACCAGCCCCCCGGCCGGGGCGUCCUCUCCAUGCACGGGCUGACGUACGGGGUCAUCCGGGUGGACUCGGAAGAAAAGUUGUCAGUACUCACCGUGCAGGACGUCGGCCUGGUGAUGCCCGGAGCCAUCAUGUGCUCCGUGAAGCCGGACGGGAUCCCGCAGCUGUGCAGAACGGACGAGAUCGGGGAGCUCUGUGUGUGCGCGAUUGCUACGGGCACGUCCUACUAUGGCCUCUCGGGCAUGACCAAGAACACCUUCGAGGUAUUUCCUGUGACGAGCUCGGGGGCCCCGGUCAGCGAGUAUCCCUUCGUGAGGACAGGCCUGCUGGGCUUCGUCGGUCCCGGGGGACUCGUCUUUGUGGUGGGCAAGAUGGAUGGGCUCAUGGUGGUCAGUGGGCGCAGACACAACGCCGAUGACAUCGUAGCCACAGCCCUGGCCGUGGAGCCCAUGAAGUUUGUUUACAGGGGAAGAAUAGCUGUGUUCUCGGUGACCGUGCUGCAUGACGAGAGGAUAGUGAUCGUGGCCGAGCAGCGGCCCGACUCCACGGAGGAGGACAGCUUCCAGUGGAUGAGCCGCGUGCUCCAGGCGAUCGACAGCAUCCAUCAAGUCGGGGUUUAUUGCUUGGCCUUGGUUCCUGCAAACACCCUCCCCAAGACCCCGCUUGGUGGGAUCCAUUUGUCAGAAACAAAGCAGCUUUUCCUGGAGGGCUCGCUUCACCCCUGCAAUGUCCUGAUGUGCCCCCACACUUGUGUCACAAACCUGCCUAAACCUCGACAAAAGCAGCCAGAAAUCGGCCCUGCCUCUGUGAUGGUGGGGAACCUGGUCUCUGGGAAGAGGAUUGCACAGGCCAGUGGAAGAGACCUGGGUCAGAUAGAGGACAAUGACCAGGCCCGGAAGUUCCUGUUCCUGUCAGAGGUCCUGCAGUGGAGGGCCCAGACCACGCCCGACCACGUCCUGUACACGCUGCUCAACUGCAGGGGUACAAUAGCAAACUCGCUGACAUGUGUCCAGCUGCAUAAGCGAGCGGAGAAGAUAGCCGUGAUGCUGAUGGAGAGAGGGCGCCUGCAAGAUGGGGACCACGUAGCUCUAGUCUACCCACCAGGAAUAGACCUUAUCGCAGCAUUUUACGGUUGCCUGUACGCAGGCUGUGUGCCAAUUACCGUCCGCCCCCCACACCCACAGAACAUAGCGACGACGCUGCCCACCGUGAAGAUGAUUGUGGAGGUGAGUCGAUCGGCCUGUUUAAUGACAACACAACUGAUCUGUAAAUUGUUACGGUCCAGGGAGGCAGCUGCAGCCGUCGAUGUCAGGGCAUGGCCCCCAAUACUGGACACAGAUGAUUUGCCAAAGAAGAGGCCAGCCCAGAUCUACAAACCCUCCAACCCAGACACACUGGCUUACCUGGAUUUCAGUGUGUCCACGACUGGAAUGUUAGCUGGAGUGAAGAUGUGUCACGCAGCCACCAGUGCCUUCUGCCGAUCCAUUAAGCUACAGUGUGAGCUCUACCCCUCUAGAGAAGUGGCCAUCUGCUUGGACCCUUACUGUGGACUUGGGUUUGUCCUGUGGUGCCUCUGCAGCGUGUACUCUGGGCACCAGUCCAUCCUCAUCCCGCCUUCAGAGCUGGAAACCAACCCCGCCUUGUGGCUUCUCGCUGUCAGUCAGUACAAAGUCCGAGAUACGUUUUGCUCCUAUUCAGUGAUGGAACUCUGUACCAAGGGACUGGGCUCACAGACAGAAUCCCUCAAGGCACGAGGACUGGACCUAUCCCGCGUGCGGACGUGUGUGGUGGUGGCAGAAGAACGACCUCGAAUAGCACUGACCCAGUCCUUCUCAAAACUGUUCAAGGACCUGGGCCUCCAUCCGCGGGCGGUGAGCACCUCGUUUGGCUGUAGAGUGAACCUGGCCAUUUGCUUGCAGGGGACCUCAGGACCUGAUCCAACCACCGUCUAUGUUGACAUGCGAGCGCUGAGGCACGACAGAGUCCGCUUAGUAGAACGAGGAUCCCCACACAGCUUGCCGCUUAUGGAGUCGGGGAAAAUACUUCCGGGCGUUCGGAUCAUAAUCGCCAACCCAGAAACGAAAGGCCCGCUGGGAGACUCACACCUGGGUGAGAUCUGGGUCCACAGCGCCCACAACGCCAGCGGCUACUUCACUAUCUAUGGAGACGAGUCCCUCCAGUCCGAUCACUUCAGCUCGAGAUUAAGUUUUGGAGACACCCAGACCAUCUGGGCCCGGACAGGCUACUUGGGGUUCCUGCGGAGAACUGAGCUCACAGACGCAAAUGGAGAGCGCCACGAUGCCCUGUACGUGGUGGGAGCCCUGGACGAGGCCAUGGAGCUGCGCGGCAUGAGGUACCACCCCAUCGACAUCGAGACCUCUGUCAUCCGAGCCCACAAGAGCGUCACGGAGUGCGCCGUGUUCACCUGGACAAACUUGCUGGUGGUGGUGGUGGAGCUGGACGGGUCGGAGCAGGAGGCCCUGGACCUGGUGCCCCUGGUGACGAACGUGGUGCUGGAGGAGCACUACCUGGUGGUGGGCGUGGUGGUGGUCGUGGACAUCGGCGUCAUCCCCAUCAACUCUCGGGGGGAGAAGCAGCGCAUGCACCUGCGCGACGGGUUCCUGGCCGACCAGCUGGACCCCAUCUACGUGGCCUACAACAUGUAG
This is a messenger RNA of Pipistrellus nathusii (Nathusius's pipistrelle), 4839 nucleotides long. The record is from the annotation of a GenBank genome assembly. NCBI's taxonomy places the organism in Eukaryota, Metazoa, Chordata, Mammalia, Chiroptera, Vespertilionidae.